Messenger RNA from Diplodia corticola, 1350 nucleotides. RefSeq lists its product as uncharacterized. Bases 1 to 1350 code for a protein of 449 amino acids. The transcript has 3 exons. NCBI's taxonomy places the organism in Eukaryota, Fungi, Ascomycota, Dothideomycetes, Botryosphaeriales, Botryosphaeriaceae. The record is from RefSeq and is a predicted model, not a curated record.
AUGCUGGUCCCCAACUACAAGGCCAAUGGCCAGUCGGGCGGCCUGCGCAUCGGAAUCGGCAACGGGCUGCCCUACAGCCCUAGCUACGGCUCCCGGCGCUCCUUCCGCUUCAACUUGCGCAACAUCCUCCUCCUGAGCGCAUCCGCCUGCCUCCUACUGCUACUUUGGAACACGCGCUCCUCGACCUCAUCCUCCUCAGCCUCGCCGUACAGACCCGGCAAAGAGCUUCCGCGAUACUGGUCGGUCACGGGCAAGACGGACUUGGAGGGCGUCACGACGUGGGAGAAGCCCAAGGAUUUCAGGGUCGUCGGCUUGGUCUUCUUCGGGCGGCCGACCAGCGUGUCCAUCCUGGACUGCUAUUUGAAGCGGAACUUGGCGCGCAACGGCGGCUUCCUUGACGAGGUGAUUUGGCUGGCGCGAACGAGCGUGGAGGAGGACUUGCAGUGGUUGGACGCGCAGGUCGCGGCGGAACCGGCGUAUACGAGGCGGGACUUGGCGUUUGAGGGCAUCGACUAUGCGAGCGCGUAUGACAUGGCGGAGAAUGGGACCAUGUACAUCAAGAUGGACGACGAUCUGGUAUUCAUCGAGGACCACGCGAUCGCGACGCUCGUCCAGCAUAAGCUCGAGCACCCGGAGAACUUUGUCGUCGCGGCCAAUGUUGUCAACCAGCCCUCGCUCAGCUGGAUGCACUAUCGCUUCGACGCCAUCAAGCCGUACUUCCCCGAGCUGACGCCGCCGAACCCCGAGGAUGUUGCCAAGCAAGGCCGGUGGCGCGCGUCGGAGCUGCCGCAGUGGACCGGACCCGAGGAUUACCACAUUACAGAGGAAGAUAAACUCGAGCCGCCUUUCGAGGGACACCGGUGGCUGCCGCUGCCCGAGGACUAUCCGAUUGAGAAUACGCCGAUUGCGACGACGAGCUUUGACGCUUUCAGCCAAGCGUUAUGGCAUUGGCAAGUCGCGGCGCAGGAGCACUACAGCUUCUUCCACCAUCUGGAGAACAACGAUCUGUGGAGAUACAAAUUCCACACGUUGGACUACCACUUUAUGCGCAUGGGCAUUCAGAUGAUUGCCAUUUGGGGUGAGGACAUCAUUGAGAGCGACAUCCACAACGGCAACGGUGACGACGAGUACCAUUUCACCGAGGUCAUGACCAAGAGGACAGGUAGACACGCUGUUGUCGAUGGCCGCGCCAUCGUCUCGCAUUACACGUUCCUCCCGCAAAGAAGCGGCCUGGAAUCAACGGAUAUUCUUGAACGCUACAGAGCGUACGCAGAAGAGAACAUUUGCCCGGGCAAGCUGGCCUGGCCAAACAAAUUCGCCAAAUCUUCUACACCACAACCGCAGCAAUGA